Molecule: messenger RNA, 1122 nt
Organism: Amphiprion ocellaris (clown anemonefish)
Lineage: Eukaryota; Metazoa; Chordata; Actinopteri; Pomacentridae
Gene: gatc
Product: glutamyl-tRNA amidotransferase subunit C
Exons: 5
Coding region: 158-745 (195 amino acids)
Biological process (GO): glutaminyl-tRNAGln biosynthesis via transamidation; regulation of translational fidelity; mitochondrial translation
Cellular component (GO): glutamyl-tRNA(Gln) amidotransferase complex; mitochondrion
Molecular function (GO): glutaminyl-tRNA synthase (glutamine-hydrolyzing) activity
Source: RefSeq, a predicted model, not a curated record
UUCCCUUCGUCCUGCCUCCUGUGAGAUAACUCCUGUUAGCUGCAGCCAUGUGAAGCUAGUUUAGCCCAGAGCUGACCUUGCCGGAGAAAGAAGACUGAGAAAAUGUGACUCGUUUUCUGCAUUUUUAAUCAUCGCUGGAUAUUUUACUGUGUUGGAAAUGUCAGCGUUGAGCCUCGCUGCCCUACGCACCUCUUGUGGUGUGCCACCGAAAAUUAUUCGGUCUACAAGUAGACUGUUAUCAAAUGAUGGACAUACAAUAACAAACGUGGAGAAGACGUUUCACAGAAGAAGCUGCUGCGUUCAAACCUACAUCCUAAGUGUAACACGUCUGUACAGCUCACAACCACACAACCCGAAGGUACCAAAGAUGCCAACAUGGGAACCAGUACCAGAGGACCAGCUUCCACAGCCUGCCCAAAUCCCUGCAGACCUGGUGGACAAACUAGAGCGACUGGCCUUGGUUGACUUCCGUACUAAACAGGGUCUGGAGUGUUUGGAGAAAGCCAUACGGUUUGCAGAUCAGCUUCAUGUUGUUGACACUUCAGGGAUUGAACCAAUGGAUUCAGUUCUGGAGGACAGGGCUUUAUACCUGAGGGACGAUGCAGUGAAAGAAGGUGACUGUGCGGAAGAACUGCUUCAGCUCUCAGAAAAAACUGCUGAAGAAUAUUUUGUGGCACCACCAGGAAAUAUUCCUCUACCUAAGAGGGAGGAGAGGGCCGCCAUGCUGAAACACUCAGAGUUCUGAUGUUAAUAAAGUUAUCCUUCAUAUUUAUUACAAAGAUUUCUUUUUAUUUGCUGACUGGAAGAGUCUAUCAGGUACUACAGUAUGUGUGAGAUGUGAUGGAGGAGGUCAGGACUCUGUAGUCAAAAAUAAUAUGUGAAAAACUAUGUGCAGCAGGUUUCACGUGUUUUGCAAAAUGGCUGCAUGUCACUGACAAAGAUUUUGUUUCUCAGUUUCAUUUGUCACCUGUUUUGUUUUUUUGUUUUAGUUUCAGUAUCAUUUUAUGAAAGUGGUUAGUCAGAAAUAUAUUGACACCCUGUGUAAUGUGAUUUUCAGGCCAAUAAUAUGCCGUUGUUUGUAUUUCUGGUGAUGGAAAGUAUUAAAAACGUAAAUUUGCUUGA